AUGAGCUUGAGGCCUUGCUUCGUAUCAUUGAUAGAUGAAUCUGAUAAACCUAUAUUGAUUUACGUCCCUAAUGAGGCGGAGAAUGAGAUGAAUGAUGUACUCAAAUAUAACGUGCUUUCUAACAUAUCGUUAGAUUAUUUUGAAAGUGCUUUGGUUGAAUGGCAUUCUUUAGAUUCCAAACCUCUUCUGAAGUCAAUUUUUCAAUUGGAAGGUGUCUCUGUAUUUGCUAUGUUGAUUAAGCAGACGGGCCUGAAGAUUGUCAUUGGAUUUGAACAAAAAAGCCUAAGUGGAGCUGAUGAUGAAUUUGAAGCAAUCAAUCAGAUUUUCGAAACCGUAAGAAAAAUCUAUAUACGUGUCAAAUGUAAUCCUUUACUUGUUAGCGGUGACGAAAAGUCCAUUAUAAAAAGCUUGGAAAGAAAAUUUGAUGAGUUGUUUAUUUCAACUGAAGUUGAAUUAUAA
Molecule: messenger RNA, 459 nt
Organism: Saccharomyces cerevisiae S288C
Lineage: Eukaryota; Fungi; Ascomycota; Saccharomycetes; Saccharomycetales; Saccharomycetaceae
Gene: TCA17
Product: Tca17p
Exons: 1
Coding region: 1-459 (152 amino acids)
Biological process (GO): endoplasmic reticulum to Golgi vesicle-mediated transport
Cellular component (GO): Golgi apparatus; endomembrane system; protein-containing complex
Source: RefSeq, marked reviewed